Molecule: messenger RNA, 1071 nt
Organism: Didymosphaeria variabile
Lineage: Eukaryota; Fungi; Ascomycota; Dothideomycetes; Pleosporales; Didymosphaeriaceae
Exons: 2
Coding region: 1-1071 (356 amino acids)
Source: RefSeq, a predicted model, not a curated record
AUGUCUUCCCCUAUCCGCCUUGUCGACUAUUCGGAUUCCGAUGCGGACAUGGCUGAUGCCGCCUUUAUUGAAGAGCCUCAAAUGCGCCCUUCCAGCACUGAUCCUCCUCCGAAUGCUCCCACUGGCCCAAAGUCCACCAAGGCCACUGCCUUCAAGACUGGGUUCAAGAACAAUCCGCCAUGGCACUUCUCUGGUACUCCCUCUCCACAGACAAUGCAUCACCAUAUCCUGUACAAGAAGAAUGAGAGAAAGUACUUCAGCAUCACUCUCAUGCAACCUCCUGUCACGCCUUGGACUCCCCUUUCUUCCCGUCGGAACAUGGAGACUCGCCUUUGCUUCCAUACUGGUUCCCGUAUUCACGUUCUCGAUUGCGGACACACCGUCGCUGUACAGGGAAACGCCGAGCCCUGUGCCGCAAAUUGCAAGCCCCCCAUGGCCAGAAUCUCCUCCACCGGCUCCACCGUCCCGACGGCUUACGCAUCCGCAAUCAACAUCCACCGCUCCUCAACCGCUGAGACCGUGAAGGAACACAUUCAACUUCUCGAUGACAAUGGCGAUCCUAUGGCACAAGAGAAGUUCGCAGCCCACGUCGAUGUUCUUUGUAAGGUCUGGGACAACCAAGAUCAGGAACUCCGACCGCAGGUGGACCUGAUCUCCGGCAACUUCUCUUGCACCACAUGCGGCACUACGGCGCACCGCGCGACUAACCCCGCUGCACCCGUCCUUCGGGCUCCCUACCAUUGUAUUGUGGUUGGCAAAGACGAACACGACAUCGCUAUCAUCCACGAGCUUGGGAAGGGCAUCCAGCCUCAACAAUCUUCUCAAUCCUCCAUCAACUUCAAGACGACGAAGAAGCCACCUCCAAAGCGCUUGGGUCCUGCCAAUGACAGCGGACACCGGCGUUCUAGAGCGAUUGUGGGGCUGAAGGAGACUCCAGGUGAGACGAGGAAGCGCAAGAAUGACGCGUGGCACUCUGCGAUGCGGAGAAGGGAGAAGGAGGGAGUAAUGUCGAAGUUGAGGGAGGAUAACCUCAUGGAGGAGUUGGAUGCGAUGGGCUUGAAGAGCUGGUGA